Durio zibethinus is the source of this 2696-nucleotide messenger RNA. It is a transcript of the gene PUB14, whose product is annotated as plant U-box 14. The record is from RefSeq and is a predicted model, not a curated record. Gene Ontology annotation, biological process: cell surface receptor signaling pathway; protein ubiquitination. Gene Ontology annotation, molecular function: ubiquitin-protein transferase activity; protein binding. Lineage: Eukaryota; Viridiplantae; Streptophyta; Magnoliopsida; Malvales; Malvaceae.
UCCUCCUUUCAAUUAUUAAAACAAAAUAACAAUCUUUAAUUUGGUUCUCAAAAUUUAUUUCUUUUCUCUUUCUUUGUUCUAACAAGAACCAGCUUAAAAUCCCAGCUUCCAUGGCAUCCUUUUGUUAAAUUCCCGAAAUACCCAUUUCAGUUAACCCAAUUUCCCAGUCUGGGUACCUUUUAAUUCCCUCAGAAGAUCAAAACUUUUCCUUCAAUUUUGGAUUUUUUUUUAUUUUUAUUGUUUUUGAAUGAUCAUGGGACUAACGGGUGAUUCCAAGGGCCAGAUACUGAGUCAACUGGCGGAGUUGGUGAAGGGGAUAUCUGGGUUACCAGAGUGUAAAAACUCGUGUAAGAAAAUGCAUGGGAAUUUGGUACGUAGAAUUAAGCUGUUGAGUCCUUUGUUUGAAGAAUUGAGAGACGGAAACGAAGAGAUAAUGAUAAAAAUUGAAGAGAUUACAGGGUUUGAGCUGCUGAAGGUUGCUUUGGAUUCUGCUAAAGAGCUUCUUAAUUCGGUCAAUGAAGGAAGCAAGUUGUAUCAGGCUCUGCAAAUGGACCAGAUAGCAGGAAAGUUCCAGCAAAUGACAGAAACCAUCGAAGCAGCAUUGAAUGAGAUUCCUUAUGAUAAACUCGAUAUAUCAGAGGAAGUCCAGGAGCAGAUUGAACUUGUUCAUACACAAUUCAGAAGAGCAAAAGAAAGACCAGACUCCCCUGAUUUGCAACUAGACCAGGAUUUAGCUGUAGCACAGAAAGAAAAAGAUCCCGACCCUGCAAUUCUCAAAAGACUUUCAGAUAAGCUGCAGCUAAGGACACUCAAUGAUCUAACAAAAGAGUCAUUUGCUCUCCAUGAACUGGCUAUUGCCAGUGGUGGAGAUCCGGGGGAGUGCUUUGAGAAGAUGUCAUCACUGCUCAAGAAGCUUAAAGAUUAUAUACCAAUUGAAAAUCCUGAAGCUGACUCCUCUGAGGGUGAAAAGGGCAUGAUGAAACACAGAUCACCUGUUAUCCCAGAUGAUUUCCGGUGCCCAAUAUCUCUUGAGUUGAUGAGAGACCCUGUAAUUGUCUCCACUGGACAGACAUAUGAAAGAUCCUGUAUUCAGAAAUGGUUGGAUGCAGGGCACAAGACCUGUCCCAAAACGCAGCAGACACUAGUGCACGCAGCCCUUACACCAAACUAUGUUUUAAAAAGUCUCAUAGCUUUGUGGUGUGAGAGCAAUGGCGUUGAGCUGCCUAAAAAGCAAGGGACUUGUAGAAGCAAAAAACCAGGAAGCUGUGUCUCAGACUGUGAUCGUGCUGCUAUCCUCGCUUUAUUGGAAAAACUUGCAAAUGGAAAUUCAGAACAGCAAAGAGCAGCUGCUGGUGAACUCCGGUUAUUGGCAAAAAGAAAUGCAGAUAAUAGGGUGUGUAUUGCUGAGGCAGGAGCCAUACCUCUUCUUGUAGAGUUAUUGUCCUCCACGGAUCCUCGAACACAAGAGCAUGCCGUGACAGCUCUUCUCAACGUUUCCAUCAAUGACAGUAACAAGGGAACCAUUGUUAAUGCUGGAGCUAUACCUGAUAUAGUAGAUGUGUUGAAAAAUGGCAGCAUGGAGGCUAGAGAAAAUGCCGCUGCUACCCUUUUCAGUUUAUCUGUUAUAGAUGAGAAUAAGGUGGCGAUAGGUGCAGCCGGGGCUAUUCCUGCCCUUAUAAAGCUGCUUUGUGAAGGGUCUCCAAGAGGAAAGAAGGAUGCUGCUACUGCUAUUUUCAAUCUUUCAAUCUAUCAGGGAAACAAGGCAAGGGCUGUUAGGGCUGGUAUAGUGCCACCAUUGAUGGGACUGCUGAAGGAUGCAGGAGGUGGGAUGGUGGAUGAAGCAUUGGCGAUUCUGGCCAUUCUUGCAAGUCAUCAAGAAGGAAAGGUGGCAAUUGGUCAGGCUGACCCAAUUCCUGUUUUAAUGGAGGUUAUUCGGACUGGUUCUCCACGUAAUCGGGAGAAUGCUGCAGCCAUACUGUGGUCACUUUGCAUGGGUGAUAUAGAGCAAUUAAAAAUAGCAAAGGAAUUUGGUGCAGAGGAGGCACUAAAGGAGCUGUCUGACAGUGGCACUGACAGAGCAAAGAGAAAAGCUGGAUGUAUCUUGGAACUCCUCCAACGACUUGAAGCAAAGGAAAAUCCGGCCUCUCUGAGUUCUUUGUGAAAUUCAUGAUAAUAUUAUUCGGUGUUUCAAACAGCCUAUGUACAUGAUGGGUAUACGAAGGAAAUGUAUAUCAACAGGAUGUUCAAAAGAGCAGUGAACAUCGAUCGGCCUUGGCAUUGGGAGGAAUUGCUCUUCUGCAUCCCAUCCCUGUUUCAGGGUAUUACCAUAUUUAAUACAAGGUAUUUUAAGAAAAUUUGAUCUUUUCCCAUAUUGUUGCAUGAUACCUGCUGUAAAUUAUAGCAUAUGGAGUUUGAUAAAGCUUAGAGUUUUUCAUGUAAACUUUGACUAGCAUAAAGUGGAGGUUAGCUACUGUCGUAUUUAUUUUAAUGAUAAUUUGCUCUAAGGGAAGCUGUUUUCAAGUGGAUCUUUGAAUUGCUUGGCAUAACUUGUACGCUAAUGACCUUCUGAAUGAUGAGAUUACUAGAAACAAGGAAUUGGCAAGUUCUUGUAUCACGGGUCAAGACUUAAGUUUCGAACUCGCGCGGCUCCGGGAUCUAGGCAUUUAUCUUUCCGACGUCCCGGAUCAACCUAACCG